AUGGUCUUCAGCGUCCUCACGACUAAUGCGCCCGCACCCAAUGCGCUGAUCUCGCCUGCCCCGCGGGACAAGGUCCUCGAAAUCGCCCAGGCUCGGGAUGAGGAGCGCCAGAAAGGGCAAAUCUGGGGCCCAUUUCAUGGAAUUCCUAUCAUUUUGAAAGACAGCUUUGUCACAGCGUCGGAGCUGGGCAUAAGCACCACAGCUGGAUCAUAUGCAUUCAUCGGAGCCAAGGCGUCCAAGAACGGAGCUAUCACUCAACGGCUGAUUGACGCUGGCUUGAUUAUCUUGGGGAAGGCUAACAUAACUGAAUUCGCUGGCAUGAAAAUGACCAGGAUGAUGCCCGGUUGGUCUGCUCACGGCGGUCAGACUCUGUCGCCGUAUGUUGGGAAGAUAGAGGGUAAUGAGAAGAUACUUGGCCACUCAGCUCCUGGUGGCUCAUCCACUGGUUCUGCGGUCGCUGUAGCCGCUGGGUUUAGCCCUCUUGCAAUGGCCACUGAGACCAUAGGUUCCAUUGAUACUACUGGCUUAUACACCAUGACGGAGUUUUUCGACUGUCCGGGUCCUAUGGCAAAGUCAGCAGCUGACGUUCGCGUUCUUUCUGAGAUUCUACUCGGCCGCCUGUUUAGCUCCCACCAGUUAGGUUCCUGGGAAUGUCUUUCGGUGGGCUUCCUGGACCCAAAAGAUUGGAGCAUGUCACCGGACUUUUGUACGCAAUUUGAGGGCACCGCAGAGCAAAUGGUAGACGAGUACGAAGAGACGGUUUCCACUCUACGAGAUGGAGGCUACUGGGACUUCAAAAAUGUCUGCAUCCCUAGAUUCAUUCGCUCGUUUGGCGAGUGCUCUGUAGAAAGCGUUGCAGAUAUCGUCAAGUUCAAUAAAACAGCGAAAAGGCCCUUCCAGCUCGUGACAUUCGUCGAGCAGAAUGAUCUGGAAGGGGCAAUGAACACUGUUGAAGAAAAAGGAUGUAUAGAUGAAAUGAAACAGGACCUUCGCAAGGCCGCGAGAGAUAUUCUGGAUGACCUAUUCGACAACGAAAAAAUCAAUAUCUUGGCAGCCCCAGGAGACUCCCCGUUAUGUGUUCAUGCUUCUGCUGCAGGUUAUCCUGUCGCCACAGUCCCGAUAGGACAACUUCGCUACAAUAGCCGGCCGUUCGGUCUAUGUCUGGUGGCCAGGGCGGACGAAGAGGGAGCUCUAUUGCGGUUCAUGGGAGCGUACGAAAAGAUUGCUAAAUCUCGCCCAGUUCCGAAGUUUUGA
Molecule: messenger RNA, 1254 nt
Organism: Aspergillus bombycis
Lineage: Eukaryota; Fungi; Ascomycota; Eurotiomycetes; Eurotiales; Aspergillaceae
Exons: 9
Coding region: 1-1254 (417 amino acids)
Source: RefSeq, a predicted model, not a curated record